Messenger RNA from Protopterus annectens (West African lungfish), 3882 nucleotides. It is a transcript of the gene RNF215, whose product is annotated as ring finger protein 215. Gene Ontology annotation, biological process: Wnt receptor catabolic process; negative regulation of canonical Wnt signaling pathway; ubiquitin-dependent protein catabolic process. NCBI's taxonomy places the organism in Eukaryota, Metazoa, Chordata, Ceratodontiformes, Protopteridae. The transcript is spliced from 10 exons. Bases 359 to 1492 code for a protein of 377 amino acids. Gene Ontology annotation, molecular function: frizzled binding; ubiquitin protein ligase activity. The record is from RefSeq and is a predicted model, not a curated record.
UAGGCGGAAGUGAUCGCACCACCAAAACGGCUAGUCCUGUUAUAAUGAUAUUGUUGGUCAGUAGCGUAUAAUUUCUGAUGUAUGAACUGGCUUCAGGGUCAGGGUUUUUGUGCGUUGCCAACUGGCUUUAACGCAGUGUUGGGGUGUCUUGCAGCUUUUAGUUACAUGCCUAUUUGUAAGUGGGUCCCAAAAAUUAGAUCAUUGUUGUCCUGUCUUGCUAAUUCUAGUGGCACUGUCUCAGACCAUUGUUGACAAAGACUGUAAUUGCCCCACCGGACUGGUGACAUUACAUUUCUUGUACUGGCACAGUGGAACAAACUUAUCUUGUUCAGUCAAUCUAUUGUUCUCCGUUAAAGGAAUGGGAACUGUCACAGCAGCCUGCAGCAGGGGGCUGCUUUUCUUUCUAUCCUCUUUCUGUUUGGGUCACAUCAUUUGCCCAUGUUUUGGGGUGCUGGGACAGAGAAUGGCAGUGGUUGAGGUGAUUUUGGAAGACUCCGGAGAUGAAGAGACAGAGACAAAUGCAAAAAGAGAAAGUUACCGACUGCAAGGGACACUUUUUGAGUCACAGGGAGACAAUGGUGGCAAACAAAAUAAUAAAAACGAGCGUAAAGAUAGCCAAAAGUCCAGCGAAGAAAUUGCCGAAGGAAGCUUGAAAUUAUUGAAUGAUGAUAUUCCAAUGAAGACAGAAGAUGAUGAAGCUUGGAUUGGCGUGUUGCCAGUGGAAAAAGAGCAGGGUGAAAGGAUGAAGAGUGACAGCCAGGAAUCCUUCACGUCUGCAAUUGUCAACAAGAUGAAAAGGGCCCUGGUAUUGGGAGCGUCUGCACUGCUGAUCUUGGCUCUGAAUCAGAACACAGUCCAUGAGAUGGAUGUAUCUCAGGUUCUGACUAGGCCAAUUAUUGUCAUUCAGACCUCCGAAAAUGUUACCAAACUCAUCAGUGUGCUUCUGAGAGGACUCCGUGCUUCUGCCAGAAUCACCCGCAAAGCAUUAGCACAGGAUAAUUUGGGGGUGACCCUGACAUUGUGGUCGACCUGUGGACUUUCUCGCGGUGGUCUGUAUGGUGAGUGGCAGGGAGUUAUCUGUACUGGAGAGAAUAGUUCACAAGUACAGAAGUACCUCCAGAAGCUGUGGAACACCAUAUUGUUGGUCGCCCUAAGCCUUUGUACAGGGGUGAUAGUACAGGCUCACUGGCAGUUCAUGCGGAAUCAGUCAAACAAUGAAGACGCUGAGUUCACACUAAAGCAGGACCUGCUUAAGCAACUUUCAUCAUUAAAGACAAAGAAGUACCACCCCCAUAAAAAGCAGCGUGUGCAUCAAAGUGAAACCGAGAAUUGCGCAGUCUGUUUGGAUCAGUUUCACAGAAAUCAGUGUCUGCGUGUGCUUCCCUGCCUCCAUGAGUUCCAUAGGGACUGUGUCGAUCCAUGGCUGCUGCUCCAACAGACCUGUCCUCUCUGCAAACGGAGUAUACUGGGUAACCUGUGUGGUGAUAGCUGAAGGCGGUUGUAUCAACAUUCGAUGAACUAAGGAUUCCACACCAUCAUGGAGAAGAGGACUGGACUGCAACAGCACUUUAUAGAAUGUCGGGGUACUCAAAUGAGCAGCUAAGGGGGUGCUAGGAAAAUAAUAAGGUAGUGCCAUCAGAAUUUAACAGUUCAUUCAGCUCAGAUUAUGGCCAGGCCAGGCUGAAACUUUUUCUUACUGGGGCAUUGAUGUAAAAGCACUGACCUAGUGACCAGCAUGGCUGCCAUCUGAAUAAUAUUCUAAGGUUGUUGCAUACAAGGAAGUUCUGACCACAUUAAUCUGAACCUAGGGGUAAAUGUUUGAUUCAGAUUAUGCUGCCUAUACCAGUUUUUUCUGCACUGAUUACUCUUGUACCCUUUCUGGCUGAUCCAGUUACCUCAUUUGAAAAUUAGCUCAUACUACAUGUUGUAACAUGAAGCUUUUAGUCAUGAUGGCAGACCAUGGAGACUCCUGUAUGACAUCCACUGUCCAGGCCCGCACCCUACUAGGUGUUUCUGAUUCUGCUGUUGUUUUGUGCUGAUGCCAGCAGUGUAAUAGAACAUAUCUUCUGCGUUUACUUAGACUGGUUUACUGCUGCCUGUAUGUUAAGCAUUAGUGCUGUCCCAUCCAUCUAGCCACAAGUACAUGUGUAGCAUUUAUUAAGGUUUUAUUAUCCCUAUGCCUCUUGUGCCAUUGAGUCAACCAGGUUAUGCUUUCCAUCCUCUCUCUUUUUUUUUUAAUUUUUAUUUAUUUUUUUAUUUAAAUGUACUUGGGCUAAAGUCAUAAAACAGAGUUAAAGGGUGAGGCUCAGUUGUGCCACAUUAAUGGCUGCUGAAAGUUUCUGUUUCCAUUAUCAUCUUAGCAUAUGAGAAUACAACUGCUAAUUUCCAUCACAUGCUUUGAAAUGCAUAAUUUUGAAAUUACUAUGGUACUCAAGAGUUGCAAUCCUUCACCUUCUUUUUCUGUCGUGGGAAAAUGCCUUUAUAUGACAAACUCCAAGGUCUUGCCGACAUAGAGAAAUGUGUUCAGCCUUGCGGGACAGUCAACAAAUGGCGAUUUUCAUUUAGUUGGGUAGCCAAUGUUGUUACUGGGUGUGCUUUUUUAACUAGAAAAUAGUUGAAUCUAUAUCACAGAGUUGGAGAUUUAGGUGAAAGAAAUCCAGCUCCUUCAAGUUAAAAGUAUUCAUAAUAGGUUAAGUAAAGAUCAACUUGCAAGAUUAGCAUACCAUUCUAGCUGCUCAUUUGAGUACUUCAGCUUGUUCUCUUAAUUUAUUUACCUUUUAAAAACUCAGAGUUUGACCUUUUUAGUUUAUUUUUAUGUACUCUUCGUGGUUUAAUUUUUGGGGGGUGGUCAUUACAGAGAAAGCUGACGUGCAAGACCAUAACUUUGGUGCUGUCUUCAUGAAAGCGUGUUUCCAGCAUAACAAAACUCCUUCAGCAGUAUGUUUGUUGUUUACAUUCCUGAAACUUGACUUCAGAUGAUGUACUUUAGUAUUAAGUGUUAGUAAGAAAGGUGCCAGUCACCUUGAAGAGCAGACUGUGUCACAGAGAUCAUUUCUUUGCUACAUUUACCCUGACUUGGAAGGAUAAUAAAUUUCUGGGUAUCUGUAAAAAGCAUGGACUGAAAUCAUUGAGCAUGCUAGUGCAUGGCGUCUGAAUUUGGGUUUUAUAGAAGGUAUGAAGAUCUAUUUGUGUACAAAAGUGGGAUAUAUAUUUGGGCUAACAGUUCCUAGUGUUAGCCUAUCAGAUCAAGAUAAGAUGGGUCACAAAUUUCCAUUAAAUUUGUCCAUAUUUUGAUCCUUGUUUCCUGUGGCUGGAAGCAUUUAGCUGAGUGCUGCUAGUUUUGACUUCCUAAAUGCAAAAUUGUCCAUGCUGUGACUUCACCAGUCUGGCAUACUUAAUGAGGAAGUGGACAGGCAGUUCAAUGACAAAUAUUAAUAUUUUUUAUUCAAAAGUGGUUACUUUUCAAACCUUUGACAUGAUUCCAAAGGACUUACACUCAUUCAAGUGACUUACUACUGUGUAAGCCUGAUUUGUAGACAGGCCUUACACCAGAGUAAGCCAGUUACACUGAAGUAAGUCUUUUGGAAUCUGGCCCCUGAACUGCCUUACUUUCCCUAUUUACUUGCAGAAAUAGUUAACUGCAGGUGGUAAUUUACUGAGUUCUGUAUUACUGCCGUCCUACAUACAGACCACAAAAAAGAACUAGCAUGGAAUGUGAGUGCAUUUCUUCCCUCAGUCAUUUUGUGUUUUACCUCAGCAGUGUUAAUGUUUUUAUUGUUCCUUUAAUAAAGAGGACUAGUGGCAUUAAUCAGUGUGAUGUGUAGCAAAACACAUAUUGUCAUAUACCUGAACACUCCAGAAUAAAACUGCUCAAUAAGUCUA